Daucus carota subsp. sativus is the source of this 1311-nucleotide messenger RNA. RefSeq lists its product as uncharacterized. The transcript is spliced from 5 exons. Bases 1 to 1311 code for a protein of 436 amino acids. The record is from RefSeq and is a predicted model, not a curated record. Lineage: Eukaryota; Viridiplantae; Streptophyta; Magnoliopsida; Apiales; Apiaceae.
AUGGCUGUGAAUGAAUAUCAGAAUCCUACUCAGCGUCUUCAUCAGGUCAAGGCAGCAUGUGUUCUAGAUCUUGAUGCUACUACAGCCUUGACUGCUCAAAUUAAGGCUCUUACUAUGAAGAUAGAUUCCUUAGCUAACUUGGGAGUUCAACCACCACCUAAUAGGUCUCAGCAGCCAGCUCCUGCCACUUAUCAUCCCAAUAAUCAGAAUCAUCCGAAUUUCAGCUGGAGCAACAAUCAAAAUUUCAUGCAACAACCGCAGCAACAGUUUCAGCAGCAAGGAGCUGGAUCUUUCAACCCUUCUGGUUUUCAACAACAAUUUGCACCGAGGCAGCAAUUCCAACACCCUGGAUUCCAGCAACAAAAUCAUGGGGUGGCUGGACAGUCUUCCAACGAAAGGUCUGAAUUGGAAGAAUUGAUGUUAAUGUUUAAAAGCCAAGCGGUGUCAAUCAAGACUUUGGAGAACCAGAUUGGGCAGAUUGCUAAUGCGUUGAUAAACAGUCCACAAGGAACUCUUCCUAGCGAUACCGAGGCCAAUCCGGGCAAGAAAGAGAUGAAAGAACAGUCUGAUAGUGGAAAAACUGUUAUUGACGCUGACAAGAAAGAAUUCAACGAGGAAGCAAGCAAGGAAUCGGCCGAGAAGUCUAGUCAUAAAGCUGAUAUUGGGGUCAAGCAACUGAAACUUGAGGACUUGGAGACCGUUGCUCUAACGGAAGAGUGCAGUGCGGUGCUACAACAGAAAUUGCCUCCGAAACUUAAAGAUCCCGGAAGGUUCACAAUACCGUGUACCAUUGGACCAUUGUCAUUCGACAAGUGUUUAUGUGACUUGGGAGCUAGCAUUAAUCUGAUGCCAUUAUCUGUGUUCAAGAAACUUGGUUUGCCAGAGCCGAAACCUACAAACAUGUACUUACAACUGGCUGAUCGGUCCAUCACAUACCCGAGAGGUAUAUUGGAAGACAUCUUGGUUAAGGUGGAUAAGCUCAUCUUCCCUGCUGACUUUGUCAUUCUAGACUUUAAGGAGGAUAAGAAGAUUCCCAUCAUCUUGGGAAUACCGUUCUUAGCUAUAGGACAAACUUUGAUCAAUGUGCAAAAAGGAGAGCUUACAAUGCGAGUUCAAGAUCAGAGUGUCACUUUUAAGGUGUUCAACGCAAUGAAAUUUCCAACCGAUGAAGAAGAAUGCUUUAAGGUGGAACCACUAGAAGCUGUUGAAAAGUCUGAGAUGGAGCAAAAGCCAAGGCCAUUGUUUGGAGAUGGCAUGGUAUAUUCACCACCUGAUCCUCCACCCGAGGAAGGUGAUCCUCCCGACAUCUAG